GCAUGUGCGAGAGGGGCAGCGGCGGCGGCGGCAGCGGCGGCGGGGCGGAGCCGUUGCCGAGCUGAGGCGGCAGCGCGGAAGGAGCCGGAGAUGGUGGCCGCGGCCGGGGGGCCGCAGCUCCGCGUCGCCUCGCUCUUGGCCGCGGCGCUGCUGGCGCUGCUGGUGUCGCAGCCGCCGCCUGGCAGCGUGGCCGGGGCCAGCCUGGCCGAGAACGUGGUCUGGGCCGUCAACGCCGGCGGGGAGGCCCAUGUGGACGUCCACGGCAUCCACUUCCGGAAGGACCCCCUCGAGGGACGGGUGGGACGAGCUUCCGAUUAUGGCAUGAAAUUGCCCAUCUUGCGCUCCAACCCCGAGGAUCAAAUUCUCUACCAGACGGAACGCUACAACGAGGAAACCUUUGGCUACGAGGUCCCGAUCAAGGAAGAGGGCGAUUAUGUCCUGGUGCUGAAGUUCGCCGAAGUCUAUUUUGCACAGUCUCAGCAGAAGGUUUUUGAUGUGCGUCUGAACGGCCACAUGGUGGUGAAGGACUUGGACAUCUUUGACCGAGUGGGACACAGCACUGCCCACGAUGAGAUUGUUCCCAUCAGCAUCAAGAAGGGGAAGCUGAGUGUGCAGGGAGAGGUUUCUACCUUCACAGGGAAGCUCAACAUUGAGUUUGUCAAGGGGUACUAUGAUAAUCCAAAAAUCUGUGCGCUCUAUGUCCUCGCAGGAACAGUGGAUGAUGUUCCAAAGCUUCAGCCUCACCCAGGCCUGGAGAAGAAAGAGGAGGAGGAAGAUGAAGAGGAGUAUGAAGAAGGGUCCAGCCCUAAAAAGCAGACCAAUAAGAACCGGGUCCAGUCAGGCCCCCGCACACCAAACCCCUAUGCCUCGGACAACAGCAGCCUCAUGUUCCCGAUCUUAGUGGCCUUUGGCGUCUUCAUUCCAACCCUCUUCUGCCUUUGCAGGUUGUGAAAAAGACAGCAAGCACAGUGGUCUGCAAGCCGGGGAGGAGGAGUUGGGCCGGACGUGGAGUCAGUCCUGGCUUCUCCGUAUUUAAGGAAAAUAAUGGCUUUUUAAGGAGCAGCAGGUACAAUAAAGGGAGAGUUUGCAUCCCCCUCAGCAGAACUUUGGGUCUUGGCCAGCUGUGGGCCAGCAGCGGGCACCUUUCCUGUCCAGAAGGUCUUGAAGCAGAACCUGGAUCUUUGGGGCAGCGAAUCCUGCGACGAGCAAGAUGGCGUCAAAAGGGGCGGGAGAAAAGGCACACGAUCCAAAGGUUGGCUGAAAAGAAAAGCGGCCACUGAGCAGCCUUGCUAGAAGGAUCCACGGGUGUGGAGGUGGGGGUUAGGUAGACAUCCGCUAGAACAUUUGUAGCUCAACACAUGGUACUUCUUUUCUCCUCUGAAUGAGGAGGUUCACCUUGACGGAUUGAUGUUUGGUCAACCUGCUUUUGGUUAUGGAACAGGUUGAGCAGGUAAUCUAGAUCCCCUGCUCUGCCAGGCAUUCUGAGAAGAUUUUAUUUUCAGGCAAGUGCUUUCCCUGGUCAUGACAAUUCUGGCAAGUCUUGAGUUGUCCUUAGAGAAUUCCCCCUUCCUCUCUCUCUCUCUCUCACACACACACAGACACGGUGUAACUUUAAUCUAGUUUCUCUCCCCCGCCUCCCAAAUGCUGUGAUUCCACUCUUGACUCCUCUUCCCAUUCCAUGUUACGUGGCAAAAACCUGACCAGUAGAAGCUGGCACUCCAGCAGGCAUGUAGGAAUCUUCCCUGAUGGCCUUCCGUUUUUCUUGUGCCUGGAGACUUUCCAUAAUCCAAGGUGGCAUCUCCUUUUUUCUGCUUAAGAGGUCCAGAGCUAGGAAAUCUCGAAAAGGUUUGCGUCUUUGAGCUUCUUUAGGCUCAGCUUCAAGGCAACUUUUGAAAGAGAUGCAUGCCCUCUGGAGGGAUCCCGCUGGCCAUUCCUUUCUCGGGUCUUUUUGUGGGCAGAGUCUGAAAUGACCUUAAAAGGUGCUUCCUGCCAUGGAGAGCAGAUUGUAUUGUAAGCAAAGGCAGGGUUGCUUGAGAAUCUAUAACCUACAGAAAAAUUCCCUCCUUGGGCUGUUGGGAUUGCUGUUGUUAUCUUCCCUAAAUAUUUACUGGGAUCUAAGGAAUAUUUCUCUCUCGCCUCUCUUGAUGUGGCUUUCUGGUUUUCCAUUGCUGUAGUUAUAUAAGUGGAAUCUGGGCAAAACAAAGGCAGAGUGGAAGACAUUUUCCUCCGUGGCCUUUUCACACAGAGAGCGAGAUGACUGUACUUGUCAAUCAGUCAGUUGAUAUUCAGCUCAUGGUGCUUCAGCCCUGCAGCGGCCAGGUUGUGCCACCGUAUUUAAUGUUUGGGCCUAUAAUCUGUUCCAUUUUCCCAGUUUGUGGGCUUAAUUUUAAGGCACUUGUCCGGUUUCUUUCCAGCUACAAUCUCAACAGGGAAGUGAACUGUUUUGCAUUUUCUUUUCAUACUGCUAGUAAACAUAUUAAACUCAGUCAGCUGCUCUCUUUCUCCAGCUGGCUCAGAAAAUAGUCUUCCUGCCCAGAUUUGGCUUCCUUUUAGACAUUUCACCUCAAAAGUAAUUUUUUUUCUUUUUAUUUAUUUAUAUAUAUUUCUACCAGACAGUAGUAUGCCCACCCCAUCCUGCCCCAAUUUAUUUAGGAAUAAACCCCAUUUGACUGAAAAUGCUGGCAGGGAUUUGCAAGAGCCCCAUCUGAAAGCUGCUCCCCUUUGCUCUUUCUGACCAUGGCUCUAAAUUUCGUUUGAUGGAAGCCCAUAUUCAGAAGUAGGGUGUCCCAUUUUCAUGGCUGUCAUUGGUGAAGUGACUUCUGGGUUAUGCCCUGUGAGACAGUUGAUACCUGCUAGCAGAAUAUAGCUAUGGAAAUUUCGCACCUUCAUUGUCUCACACACACAUUACCCCGAAAUAAUUUCACCAAUAUAUUCUUUGAAUUUCAACUUGGAAGAAUUUGAAUCGGAAGCCAUGAAUGUUGCAGGUGUGGACAGAUGAAUCUGUUUUUCAAAGCAGGUGGAUGUUAUGUGAGCUCAGGUACAUAGCCACGAGGGUAAGGGGCCGACUGUUCAUUUUUUUGAAUCCUUAAUCUUUAAACGAAAGCCCUUGUAGCUGUUUAUUUAGAGGCUGACUUAUAUUUUGCAAGUGAACAGAACAUAUAGGCUGCCUCGCCUCGCUCGUACCCUAAUUUCCCACUUGAUUGUAAAACUGCACAUUUCCUCCACAAACAAAUGGAAGAUGGAGGAAGACCAAGUGAGCGAUUGCAACCUUAUUUCCAUUCCCUUUUUUUCUCCAGGGCCAGAGGAGGCAAACAGUUACUGAUUAUCUUCCUGAGCUAUCUGAGUACUUGCUAUCGUCUCCAAUUCAGAGAACUCAAAAUUCCUAAAGGAAGAGAUGGUUUGUUUCUGAUAUGGAUGGGUAGACUUAACACAACUGAAAUUCUGCAUUUCUGGGUCUUGAGGUGUAAAAAAAAGGCAAUUCCCUUUUAUCCUAAGAAGGUUUGGUUCCAGUCAUUCACUAGUAAGAGCGGCUUCAUCCCUAUUUUUUAUACAGAAAGAACGUGGCCCUAAUUUUCCCUUAGAAUUUGAAUACGUUGAGUGUGGCAAGACAUUCUAGUAUUUUCUUUCUUAAAGGAAACUGCAGCAAAGCCAGCAUUUGAAUCUGCAUUUGUUGCUUCUGCCUUUUGAACUUUUUCAGGUAUGAGUUGGCAGGCUUCUUUGCAUGUCAAGAGGUGGUUUUUUUUUUUUUUAAAAGGAACUUUGUUUUGUAGAAACUUUGCACGAGAAAGGCCCUUGGGGCCCCAUGCUCUGUACACUUGCAGAAAGUGGAGAAGUUCACCCUCUACCCUUCACUUCCUGUUCUGAGAUGCCCUUAAAACCAUGAGCAUGUGCGAGGGCUGGGUCUUUCAUUCCUCUAUAUACUCUGAGAAUAAAAAACAACAACAGGCGUAUCUGUCAAGAUGAUGCUUGCAGAGUUGCCCUCCACAAAGCACAUCACAACAGAAGCUGAUCUCUUCUUCCACAGAUUUUGCUUUUAAAACUCUCUGGUUGUGUUUGUGCGGGGCAUCUGCCCCUUUUAGGAUCUAUAAAAGUAUUAAGACUACUGUGGAUCUGCACAGUUUGAGGCAGAGGGUUGGGGGUCAACUGGCUUACGUUGCCUUGGCAUCUUGAUUUAGGGACUGUGGUCCUUGAGGCUCUUCUAUACCUAAGCUGGAGAUCUUGUGCUUGCAGGCUGUAGGGUACAAGUGAAUGGCAGUCUAUGCCUGCCAGAUGCCAAAAGGUGAUGAAGGUUCCUUCUGCUACCGCUGUUGUGAGCAGGGUCCGCGUUCUGGAUUCAUUUAUGCUGAUGCAUGCUUUAGUUAUGUGUUUGGGGCACUGGUCCUUGUGUAGUAGCAUUAUUGGGCACAGUGGAAUCUGGCUGCCCCUUUGUGGAAUUGUUUUUAUUUUGUGACCUACAUUUUGCUUGCACAAAUAUCAUGCCCUCUCCCUUAGCCAGUAGGGGGAAUAAAUGACUAUUUUAUAGUUCCUGAGGUUCCAUCAGACCUAUGCUACUGAGAAAUGUUCCUGUUUUACUGCAGCAAUUUAGACAUUCAGAAGAGGAAACCUAUGAAUCGGGUAUCAUCGUUUAAAUAUCUUCAAGAGCGAGAAAGGGCCAUUUGAGCAGCCUUGGGAAAGAUCUGCAGUUGCCUUUGGCUGGAGGGCUGGGUCGGGGCUCAUCAGUGAAUCCCAAAGGUAAAACCUUGCUUUGGUAUGGGCAUUGGGUAAUUCCAAUGGGUAUUCCGUUGGAUGUAGGCCAAGACUCGCUAAAAGCAUCUCCGACUCCCAUUUAAGUUGGAAAGACCGGGUGUUGGAAUUUGCCAAAAGGAAAGCCUAAGUGAGCGGAUAUUGUUGGGCCUCCCUGGCCGCAAAGCCAAAGGUAAAGUUGAGGUGGUUGCUGUGGAGAACUGUGUUUAUCCUAAAGACCUGACUGUAGAUGGCUUUUGAAAACCCCCGAAGACAAACACAGCAGUAGAAAUCUCUGCUGGAGAAUUUUGGAUAGGCCUUGAAAUGCCGUCUUCCUUCAGGAGCUUAGCUGGUGGUUCACAAUGCCUGCUAGCCCCUAAUGCUGCUUCCUUCAAAGCAGAAGAGCCGAGGGAGGGAGGGAAUAGGGAGGCAUUGGCAGCCAACCUCCUUCCGUUGCCUUUGGGCUGCCCCCCCCCUCCGCCCCCAGGCCCCCAAAGCUGUGCUUGAUGGGGAUCUGAGAGUGGUGCUUAGCUUCCAGAUCGUUAUUUGACUUGGUCUCUGUGUCCCUGGGUUCGUUUCUUGAACCAAGAGAUCACUCCCUGGUUAAGCCUGUGGGAAAUUAUUUGGGGUGCCUUUGGGGAAAUGCCUUGAGAGAUUUUUGAAUUCCCCCCAGGGAAAGGGCCUGACCUUUCUCUCUCCCCCUCUAUCUCUCUCCCUCCCUCUCAACUUCACUUCCUAAGCCAAUUGGAGUCAGGUCACCUUGUCAGGAUCAAAGUUUAAGUGGAGAUAAUCCUUGUUAUUGUUGUUAACAAGGCAGAUGCAGGUUUGGGGGGCUGCAGUCUCAGCUAUUGGAAGAUUGAGGCCCCACCCUUUAUUGUACUGUUAUGUGUGUUUAUCUUUUCUAUUUGUGUCCCUGCUUGCUAAAGAGGCAUUGACAUGGCCUCUUAGGACAGCCUAGAACAGGGUCUCCAACCGUGGCAACUUCCACCCUGGAGGAUUUCAACUCCCAGAAUUCCCCAGCCAACUUUACUUUGCUGGCUGGGGAAUUCUGGGAGUUGAAGUCUGCCAGGCUGGAAGUUGACAUGGCCUAGGCCCUAGAAUGUUUGCUGCCAGGUUUCAGGCUUGGGUGGAAUCUGUCCUUACGCUGGUUUGCCAUUCAUAACUUUAAAGUCAGUACAUAAUUCUGAAGCAGGGUGGUGCGUGCAACUGUCCUUUACUUUUGUGUCUUUUAAUAUUUUGCAUUGGUUCUUUUUAUUAUUGGGAUGUGUGUAGGUGUGCAUUUAAUAUUGAGCUUGGGCAAAGGGUAAAAAGCACAUACGACUUUUGUCUGACUACAUUGGCUUUGCAAAAGAUUUCUUUUCCUGGGGAAGUGAAAUAGGUAUGGAUGAGUUCUGCAUUAAUUAUUCCCUCCGUCCCAUUUUGGUACAUUUAGCUGUUUUGUUUUGUUUUUUAAAUACAUUUUGUUGAUUUCUCUUUUUUUCUCUCUCAGGAUGUCUGGUUGAGGGAAAUAUUCUGAAAUCUACUGCCUGGCAGUUUUAACCAGCAGUGUGUUAAAAAAAAAUAAAAAUUAUAUUGUCAC
This is a messenger RNA of Pantherophis guttatus, 6301 nucleotides long. RefSeq names its product malectin (gene MLEC). Gene Ontology annotation, cellular component: membrane. Gene Ontology annotation, molecular function: carbohydrate binding. The record is from RefSeq and is a predicted model, not a curated record. NCBI's taxonomy places the organism in Eukaryota, Metazoa, Chordata, Lepidosauria, Squamata, Colubridae.